AUGCUGGAAGGUCUCCAACUGGCCUGGGAUCACAGUUGUCGUAGAGUGUGGUUGGAAGGGGACUCCUCUUCUGCUAUUCAUUUGAUAAAGGAAGGCUGCCAAUCUCAUCACAGCCUUGCUCCUCUCGUGGAUAAGAUUCAAAUGCUCCUAAGAAGGGAUUGGUGUACCUUUGUCUCUCGUGUUCAUAGGGAGGGAAAUAGUGUUGCUGACAUGUUGGCUUCUCUAGCUUCCCCCUCUGAUUGGGAUCUUCAUGUUUUAGAUAGUGUCCCUCCUACUUGUUGGGAGGUUAUGAAAAAGGAUCUGAUGGGGGCUACUACUCCCAGGAUGAUCCGAGAUGUUUCUUCAGGAACGGCAUGA
Messenger RNA from Gastrolobium bilobum, 357 nucleotides. RefSeq lists its product as uncharacterized. The transcript has a single exon. The coding region runs from base 1 to 357 and encodes 118 amino acids. Lineage: Eukaryota; Viridiplantae; Streptophyta; Magnoliopsida; Fabales; Fabaceae. Gene Ontology annotation, molecular function: RNA-DNA hybrid ribonuclease activity; nucleic acid binding. The record is from RefSeq and is a predicted model, not a curated record.